Molecule: messenger RNA, 906 nt
Organism: Alternaria atra
Lineage: Eukaryota; Fungi; Ascomycota; Dothideomycetes; Pleosporales; Pleosporaceae
Exons: 2
Coding region: 1-906 (301 amino acids)
Cellular component (GO): cytosol
Molecular function (GO): oxidoreductase activity
Source: RefSeq, a predicted model, not a curated record
AUGGACGAAUUCCCUACGCUCAAGCAAAUGGUGAAGACCACACACAAGACAGAGUACCCAACAAUUGCCCCCAAUAACACGGCAAAUUCGGCAGCGGACAAGAUCGUCUUCGUGACAGGAGGCGGAAGCGGAAUUGGCUUCGCAACCGCUCGUGCUUUUGCUAUCGCUGGUGCUAAGGCCAUCAUAAUUGUCGCACGGCGUGUUGAGACACUCAAGGAGAAGGCUGCUCAGCUGGCUGCAGAGCUGCCUUCAACUAAAGUCUUGACUUUCCCACUUGACAUAUCCAACGAGGAUGCUGUGAACAAGGUCUUCGCCGAGGUUCGAGAUCGCCUUAGUGCGGAUAUCGAUGUCGUGGUGCUCAGCGCCGCAACUAUGAUGAUAGGUGUUCCGGCCAUGCAAUACAGCACAAAACAGCUUUACGAUGCCUUUGGCACCAACGUCAUCGGAAAUAUAAACGUUGUUCGAGCUUUCCUAUCGACCAUCGAUCCGAAGAGCCCGGAGUCCAAGACUAGAAAAAUAAUUCUCGACAUCUCGACACACUCAAGUUACGAGCGCUACCCUAUGCAGGCGAUGUACGGCGCUAGCAAGCUAGCCUUCACCCACUUCGUAAGACACAUCGGGGCCGAAUAUGCACGUACCGGACUACGCAUUCACUCGUAUCAUCCGGGCGGUAUCUUGACGGAUGCGACGCGCGUAGGAGGGCUGGACGAGGACUCAUACGCAUGGGAUGACGUGAGUCUACCGGCAGGAUUGGCGACAUGGUUGGCGAGCCCAGCGGCAGCGUUUCUGAACGGCAGAUUCAUCCUGAGUAACUGGGAUGUGGAUGAACUUGCUGCUUUAAAGGAUACCUUUGAGGCAGACGAGGACUUUGGUAGGAUUGUUCUGAAGAUUAAACCAAAGCCGUAA